Clunio marinus is the source of this 759-nucleotide messenger RNA. The record is from the annotation of a GenBank genome assembly. NCBI's taxonomy places the organism in Eukaryota, Metazoa, Arthropoda, Insecta, Diptera, Chironomidae.
UUAAAAUGACUUCUGUUCAUCAUGUUCGCUGGAUGGUUCUUAUUGUGGUGGCAGUAUUUUCAACUGACCACGAUUACUCGCAACAAAUGAAAUGUUUUAAGGAUAGCGAAACAUUAAGAAGUUGCUGCCAUUUAGACACAAUUUCCUUUCCUUACUCAGACGAGUGCGAAGAAAGUUUUGAGAGAUUGGAAAAUUCGACGGGGAAAUAUCGGAAAAUGAAUGCAACAGCUGAACAUUUGUUAUGCAUCUUCAAGGCUAAACAUAUAAUUAAGCACAAAUCUUGCAAUGUCAGUGAAAAUCAUUUGAUGACCGCUGUGAAAGAGAAAUAUGCUCAAACAGAUUACAAUGAAGCAGCAAUUUUAGCUGUUGAUGAAUGUGUAAACUAUAUUGGGGAGCUGAAAACACGUUUGAAUAGAAGUGGAGAUGAAACCUGCUAUUAUUUGCCUUUUGCUCUCAACUUUUGCAUCACAAGACAUAUCGCGGAUAAUUGUCCUGAAUCAAAGUGGUCUAACAGUGAACAUUGUGACAAUACAAAAAGCAAUGCAACACUUUAUAAGGAUUGCCUUCGAAAGUGGUAAAUUGGAAUUCUUUCAUAAAACGACAUCAGCAUGGAAUUUGAAUAACAAUCAUUAUUAAUGUAAACAAUCAGAUCAUUUAUUUGAUUAAUAAAAAAGCAUAAAUCUUGGCACAAAUAUUUUAAAUAUGCCUAAAUAAUGGAAUAAAUUGAAAUAAAAGUUCUUUGAUUCACAAGUAGCAAGA